Gasterosteus aculeatus aculeatus (three-spined stickleback) is the source of this 6093-nucleotide messenger RNA. Its product is annotated as thyroid hormone receptor alpha-B. Gene Ontology annotation, biological process: positive regulation of transcription by RNA polymerase II; thyroid hormone receptor signaling pathway; cell differentiation. Gene Ontology annotation, molecular function: zinc ion binding; RNA polymerase II cis-regulatory region sequence-specific DNA binding; nuclear receptor activity. Gene Ontology annotation, cellular component: RNA polymerase II transcription regulator complex. The record is from RefSeq and is a predicted model, not a curated record. NCBI's taxonomy places the organism in Eukaryota, Metazoa, Chordata, Actinopteri, Perciformes, Gasterosteidae.
AGGGAGGCGCAGCAGGAGGAGGACAGCUCGCGGCGCAGCAGCUUUUUACCGGAGCGGACCCGGGCUUUCGGAGCGAGAAUUCGGGGGGCGGCGGGACGUGGAGCCCCGACACACGCGGCCGCACUUGAGCAGAAAGCCCCGGCGGAGCGCCGCCGACUUCCCCCCGUUUCACUUCAGCAGCCGCGCGCUUUGAGCACAAGAAGGAGAGAAACAUCCAACCCGACCCGGCAUCCAGCCACGGGCGGAGGCGACCACCAGACGCAGGAGGCCCGGGGAGGUUGUGCGCUAUGACUGGUAGGACACGUGAGGGGGUCAUCCGUCUCCUCCCUCCGCAUCCCUGAGACACCGACCCACGGCGCGGCCGUCGAGCCCGCCGAGCCACCUCCAACGUCUUGCAUAUCAUAAUUCAGUUUCGCACCGAGCCGACCUCACUCCCACUCCGUCUGGAGACCCCCGAACCCCCCUCCCCCCCCCCCCCCCCUCCACUCAAAAGAAGGAAAGACAGAAAAGGCCCAGUGACGGGACCCUGUCAUGUCUCACUGACGGACCCCUCCUGACCGGCGAAUGACAAGCAGGCAUCCGAGGGUGGGGCUUGCCUCAGUCUCUCCUGAUUGGUUGCUGGAUGGAAUUAAGGUGAAUGGAACUCGUGUCCAAGGAGCAGGACUCUAGCCCACCUGAGGGAGAAGAGAAACGGUGGCUCAAUGGCCCGAAAAGGAAGAGGAAGAACAGCCAAUGUUCCUUGAAGAGUAUGACUGCACAUUCUCCGAGUGACAGCUCCAAAUCCCUCGAGCUGAAAGAAGCGAGUAAAGAAGGGUACAUCCCCAGCUACCUCGAAAAGGAUGAGCCAUGUGUGGUGUGUGGUGACAAGGCCACGGGUUACCACUACCGCUGCAUUACCUGCGAGGGCUGCAAGGGUUUCUUCCGAAGAACCAUUCAGAAGAACCUCCAUCCCAGCUACUCCUGCAAGUACGAUGGCUGCUGCAUCAUCGACAAGAUCACCCGCAACCAGUGCCAGCUGUGCCGCUUCAAGAAGUGCAUCGCGGUGGGCAUGGCCAUGGACUUGGUGCUGGACGACUCAAAGCGGGUGGCCAAGCGGCGUCUGAUCGAAGAGAACCGGCAGCGACGCAAGAAGGAGGAAAUAGUGAAAACCCUCCAGAACCGUCCAGAGCCCACCGAUGGCGAGUGGGAGGUGAUCCACCUGGUGACGGAGGCCCACCGGCACACCAACGCUCAAGGCGCUCAGUGGAAACAGAAGCGCAAAUUCCUGCCAGAAAAAAUCGGCCAAUCCCCGGUCGCCCCGACGUCAGACGGCGACAAGGUGGACCUGGAGGCGUUCAGCGAGUUCACUAAGAUCAUCACUCCUGCCAUCACCCGUGUCGUCGACUUUGCCAAAAAGCUGCCCAUGUUCUCCGGGCUUCCUUGUGAAGACCAGAUCAUUCUGCUGAAGGGCUGCUGCAUGGAGAUCAUGUCGCUGCGAGCCGCCAUGCGCUACGACCCCGAGAGCGAGACGCUGACGCUGAGCGGCGAGAUGGCGGUGAAGCGCGAGCAGCUGAAGAACGGCGGCCUCGGCGUGGUGUCGGACGCCAUCUUCGACCUGGGCAAGAGCCUGGCCCAGUUCAACCUGGACGACACGGAGGUGGCGCUGCUGCAGGCCGUGCUGCUCAUGAGCUCAGAUCGUUCGGGCCUGACCUGCAUGGAUAAGAUCGAGAAGUGCCAGGAGACCUACCUGCUGGCGUUCGAGCACUACAUCAACUACCGCAAGCACAACAUUCCUCACUUCUGGCCCAAGCUGCUGAUGAAGGUGACCGACCUGCGGAUGAUCGGGGCGUGCCACGCCAGCCGCUUCCUUCACAUGAAGGUGGAGUGUCCCAACGAACUGUUCCCCCCGCUCUUCCUGGAGGUCUUCGAGGACCAGGAGGUGUGAAACUGCCGGGGGGCGGGUGAGGGGGAAAACUCUGGAGGGAGACGCCUCUCUGCAUUUCUCCGACAUCGCAUCGACAUCGUCUACAGUACGUAGAAAGAAACAAGUUGAGCAGACAGUAACAGGAACAACACACCAGCAACGGGAGAGUCGAGCUCUUUCUCCUCCUUCGACUUUUGAAAUCUAUGUGGGGGGCCCUUCUGUCUGAGCAUGUUGUCUUAUCUAGUAAGAGUUGCAGCCAAGACACGUGUCGACUCACAACACACGCACGCGCACACACACACACAUACACACACUCAGCCCGUUCCACCUCGGUUCUACAGAGCAGCGAGAUUUCGCUCCUCGCUCUGGUUCUUUUUUGAUGGAGCGGUCAUGGAUUUACUCACUUUCUUGAAGCCCAUGUUUCACUGGCCAGCACAGUAUUAUUUCUGAACCAGUGUUAGGGCGGCAAUCUAGAGAACGUGAACACGCGUGACGUGUUUGUUGCUCACAGUCGUGCAUGCACACACAAUCAGCAAACACUGCACAUUUAAAAUGGCAGCAGGUGCUCUAAGCAUUGCUUUCGGUGUAUAAUGGCUGCAGUACAGCAGAGCUAACCGACUUUGGUCUCUAAUCAAUUCCUCAACUCAAUCUUAGCCGUUUAACAGCUGUUUUAAGCUUUGUACUCACAAACCGGUGCUAUAUUUAUACAAGGCUACUCCAGUUUUAUGAAAUUGUUUUGGCUAUCUUUUGUGCAGAGUAUUUCUCCAUAUCUACCUUGAUUUUUGUCAUUGGACCGGCUUCUGUGACACACACACACACACACACACACACACACAGACACACACACGUAUAUGAGCUGACUUGCCUUGUCAGAUCCAGAGUCAGAACGAAUCUCUCACUCGAGGAGGUUUUCGAUAACCAGCGAGACGGCAAAGCUCAUCUCACACACACACACACACACACACGCACACACACACACAUCACCUCAGAGUAACGUGAAUGCCUCAUUUUACUGUAUUCACUGCGCGUGUGUGCGCAGUGUCGAUACACAGCUCUUACCUGCAGGGCUUGUACGGAGUCCUCAUGAAAACUGCCCAGUGUGGCCCUCCAAGGCUUCCAUACGCAUUUGCCUUUUUUCUUUUCUUCUUUUUUCUUUUUUUACCAUGAGAACAGGCAAAUGCCAAAAAAGGCUACCAUUUACCUCAAAAGUGGAUUACGCCCCCGGGCCCCACGUGGUGUCAGGCACUACCUCAUCUCUGUGGACACGGGGCAGCUGCCCGCAGCCGACACACACACACACGCGCCGCUCAAGGUUAGCGUGCGUGUGGGUUUACGCACAGGAGUGCGUGAUAUUUACGCCGGUGCACGCUUUCAGUCACGGAAAUACAAAAAGAAAAAACACUUGAACACGCAAAAACACACACACACAUCCUCAGUGCUAUCACUUGGUGGAAAUGAAAUACCAUUGACAACAGGAGGGCCAGCCAUCACUCCCCCCACACAACCCUCCACUGAAAUGUUUUUGUUUUUUUUCCGAUUCCAGGGAAUGGUACCCAUCGCAUUCGGGUAUCGCUUUUCUUUUUUUUGUUUUUGGUAUACGGGACCAAGUUUUGUGUUUUGAAAUCUGGAUUUACGUUUUUACCGCAACGGGAAGAUUCACAGAUGCAAAGAAGGACAGUGCACACGUGGGAGAUGACAGAGAUGGGGGGUACUACUGGGAAUAAGCCAAACCUCGGUGGCCGCGGCCGUAGAAUCAGGCUGCAGAGAAAGGGCUGUUUUCUUCUGCAUCGCGGCGAUCUUCCACAUUAGAACCACGAUGGCUGCCGUCAAAUCUUGAUGUAUAGUUUGAUGGAAACACCGCGUCCUUCAUGCAUGGGCCGUGCAUUCGACGUAAAAUAAGAAGUCCUUUUAGUCCCAUGCACUUUACCGACGCUAACCAACCCCUGUAAUCUCACGGCCACCUGCCACGGCGGCUUAUUGUAGCGUAUUGUAACGACCAUUCAAGAAAGUUGAUUUGAUCACGAAAGCCCAGUCUGUUCAUUCCAAUUCUGGCGGCAAAGUCAAAUCCACCUGGUUUACCACUCUCAAAGCUGAGCAUUAGAUGGCGCUCGGCGCGGGACAGGUCGCCUACCUCAAUGGCAUCGUGGGUAGUCAGCGCCGGGGACUGAGCCUCACCGCUCCAACGCGUUGGAGCAAUGCGAGGAGGAGGAUGGACCCGCUCCCCUACGCCCCCUUUCACCAGCACUGUCACCACUUUCAGAGACCCGUCAUCUUCUCGGCCUUACCCCAUUCUGGAACAUAGCUCUGGACCAAAUUGCACUACUGUUGUAGUCCUCGCUUUCAGCCCCUUACUCAUCAAAGUAUACCCAACCCACAAAAACCAACAGCCACAUUUCUGGUGCGGGUUCUGCGUGGCCGGUACUGAUUGGGUGGAUCGCUGGCAGUCGCAGUGGGCGCAGCCGCAAACUGACGCCGUCUGCAUUAGACCCGCGCCGCGUAACCAAGCCAUGACAGUGCGGGACGCCCCCCACCGUUGGAGAGGUGUGUAGCACUCAUUUUUCCCCAUCAUCCCUUCCUGUAUCCCCCCCCCUGCCCACCCACAUCCCCCAUCCCCACCACUCCUCUUCCUCCGAGCAACCUAGCGAUCAUAACCACUCGCCGCUGAGUAGCAAAAAAGAAAAUCACCGACACCAAAAGCGAUCCAGGCCUCAGCCCUUGUGAGACAAGGCGGGCCAUGUGACACCCCCCUCAGUGCGGCGCCACCGAAAGAAUGUGAUCGGCGAAGCACCCGCGGCUGGCGCGAGAGCAUGUAAGAGGAGAGUAAUCGAAGCGAGGGGAAAAUCCAGGCUGAGGGCCUGGACCCUCGCAGAGGGAUGAUUGUGGAGGCGAUGUUAUCGGACGCCUGGAGGAGAGGGAUGGCGGGGAUGGGGAGGAGGCGGCGGCUAUGAGUACGGUCUCCCCUUUGGUUCCCACGACAACCACACAACCCUAAAGACCCUAACCCUCCCAAAGGAUACACCUCCAGCUCUCCCGCGGUAAAGGUCAGAAAGAGAUCCCUGAUAAAAAGAACAGAAGGAGCGCGUCGAUGUCCUUUGUGCCCGUGCGCUGACUGGGUCUGUGUGUGUGAUGGUCGGGGUCACAAUGCUGCUUUACCUUCUGAGUCAGAGUUAAGUUAAAGAAACAUAUAUGAAAUGAUGGGAAAUUCACGAGACGAGAUGAAAAGAGCUUUUGACAAAAGACAAAAAGACUCCUGAACAAACUUAUUGUAGAGGUUUUUCAUUUUAUCAUUGUUUUCUUAUUUUUCUGUUUUUUGACGCUGAAACUGCUUCUGUGUAAAAAAAGGAAAAAAACAGCUGUAGUCCCUUUUUGACCAUGUGUGUAGUGUAACAGAAACUAUUUCACUUAUUUUUCCCUCUGUACUCUGUGUUGAUAAGCCUGUCUGUCAGUCUGUGCGUCUGUCCAGUUGUCCGUCCACUUUUAAGGAAUUUACAAACAACAAAACAGGAUUUUCUUUAUAUAUAUACAUAUAUAUAUAGAUAUAGAUAUUUUUUUUUUACUAAAAAAACACAAACGGGAAAAAUAAUGCAACAGAAACUCAAAGUACAACAAAAAAAACUCAAACAAUCUUGUCAUACCUCACCCAACACAAAACUCAAAGGAACUUGGGAGGAGUCUUAAUUUACAGGCACAUGUGAAAGUUCAUAAAUGCAUAUAUAGAUUUUUUUAAAAAGGUUUAUGUCAAGAUAAUAUGUGCUUUUGUGUACACAUCCAUAGAAGUUACAAAAAGACUUCCCUCAAGCUUCUGUGCUCCGUCUCAUGUGGUCGUGAGACGUUAGAGAUCAUCUGCCAGCUUAAAGGCACAGUCCGUAGACAGUAAACUGAAAAUGUGAAUGGCCCAGAGACCAUCAUGAUCCCAGGAAGUCAUGAUCCCAGGGAUCAUGACUUUUGUAAUGGCUGAGAGAUUUACGGUGUUGAAUGUAGCUGACAGGAUGGGGGGGGUGCUGGACGGCACCCACAACCCAACUGCCACACGCCAGCAGAAAAGAUAGUGGUGUCACAUAGACGUUACCAACAAACUGCAAAACUGAGAAUAUAUAUUGCCCGUCUGCAAGGUGCAAUGUCGUAUAUUUUUCUACGUUUUUUCUGUUUGUUUUAUAAUUUGCGUUUCAUUUUAUUUUGGCCAUAACAAA